Molecule: messenger RNA, 945 nt
Organism: Gracilinanus agilis (Agile Gracile Mouse Opossum)
Lineage: Eukaryota; Metazoa; Chordata; Mammalia; Didelphimorphia; Didelphidae
Gene: PHOX2B
Product: paired like homeobox 2B
Exons: 3
Coding region: 1-945 (314 amino acids)
Biological process (GO): regulation of transcription by RNA polymerase II
Molecular function (GO): DNA-binding transcription factor activity, RNA polymerase II-specific; RNA polymerase II transcription regulatory region sequence-specific DNA binding
Source: RefSeq, a predicted model, not a curated record
AUGUAUAAAAUGGAAUAUUCUUACCUCAAUUCCUCUGCCUACGAGUCCUGUAUGGCUGGGAUGGACACCUCGAGCCUGGCUUCAGCUUAUGCUGACUUCAGUUCCUGCAGUCAAGCCAGUGGCUUCCAAUAUAACCCUAUAAGGACCACUUUUGGGGCCACCUCGGGCUGCCCGUCCCUCACUCCAGGAUCCUGCAGCCUCGGCACUCUUAGGGACCAUCAGAGCAGUCCAUACGCAGCAGUUCCUUACAAACUCUUUACGGAUCACGGCGGGCUCAACGAGAAGAGGAAGCAGCGGCGGAUACGCACUACAUUUACCAGCGCGCAACUCAAGGAGCUUGAGAGGGUCUUCGCGGAGACGCAUUACCCCGACAUCUACACUAGAGAGGAGCUCGCUCUGAAGAUCGACCUUACCGAAGCGCGAGUACAGGUGUGGUUCCAGAACCGCCGGGCCAAAUUCCGUAAGCAGGAGAGAGCAGCGGCGGCCGCGGCGGCUGCAGCCAAAAACGGCUCAUCUGGCAAGAAAUCGGAUGCAUCUCGGGACGACGAGAGCAAAGAUGCCAAGAGCACCGACCCGGACAGUACGGGGGGCCCGGGACCCAAUCCUAAUCCCACCCCGAGCUGUGGGGCCGGCGGUGGAGGAGGCGGAGGCCCCAGCCCCGCAGGAGCCCCGGGGGCGGCGGGGCCCGGAGGCCCGGGGGGCGAACCCGGCAAGGGGGGCGCGGCGGCGGCAGCGGCUGCAGCGGCGGCUGCGGCGGCAGCGGCGGCCGCGGCGGCUGCCGGGGGCUUGGCUGCGGCUGGGGGACCAGGACAAGGUUGGGCCCCGGGGCCAGGCCCCAUCACUUCGAUCCCAGAUUCUCUCGGGGGCCCCUUCGCCAGCGUCCUGUCCUCCCUCCAGAGACCCAACGGCGCCAAAGCCGCCUUAGUAAAGAGCAGCAUGUUCUGA